Truncatella angustata is the source of this 1446-nucleotide messenger RNA. Its product is annotated as GNS1/SUR4 family-domain-containing protein. Lineage: Eukaryota; Fungi; Ascomycota; Sordariomycetes; Amphisphaeriales; Sporocadaceae. Gene Ontology annotation, biological process: fatty acid elongation, polyunsaturated fatty acid; fatty acid elongation, monounsaturated fatty acid; sphingolipid biosynthetic process. The record is from RefSeq and is a predicted model, not a curated record. Gene Ontology annotation, cellular component: endoplasmic reticulum membrane. The coding region runs from base 1 to 1446 and encodes 481 amino acids. Gene Ontology annotation, molecular function: fatty acid elongase activity. The transcript is spliced from 2 exons.
AUGGCAUCUUCAACUUCAGUAUUCUUGGAUACCCCUUCUCGGGACCUCUUCCAAUUUCCUCCUCCCGCGGCGCCGCAUGCGAUACCACCGCCGCACUUCGAUUAUCCCUUCACUAUACCAGACAGCUGGUUCACAGCAGCGCUGGAUCCUAAAGUCCCCAUUACCAUUGCAGCAACAUACGCCAUUACUGCGAAACUUUUGAACAAAUACAACAAGUCAACUGGCAAGAAACCAUGGGCUAUCAGUAAGACUGCGCCGUUUCGCUUAUUCGUUGUGCUGCACAAUGUCUUCCUUGCCGUAUACUCAGCGUGGACUUUUGUCGGCAUGGUGGGCGCUCUUCGGAGGUCGAUUGCUAGUCCCACCGGUCCCAAUGGCCUGGCUGGCACCGUUGAUAGCUUCUGUCAGCUCAAUGGCCCAGCAGGGCUUGGCAACGCCGCCACGUAUAUCGAUCAGGAGGGUGGCUGGCAGACUCAGCCGAGUCGUGUUGAUACUGGAAGGCUGUGGAACGAGGGUCUGGCCUUCUACGGCUGGAUCUUUUAUCUCAGCAAGUUUUAUGAGGUUCUGGACACCUUCAUCAUUUUGGCCAAGGGCAAAUACAGCUCUACCCUGCAGACUUACCACCAUGCUGGUGCUAUGAUGUGUAUGUGGGCUGGCAUCCGUUAUAUGGCGGCCCCCAUCUGGGUCUUCGCGACUGUCAACUCCUUCAUCCAUGCGCUGAUGUAUACCUACUACACCGUCACCGCUUUCAACAUCCGCGUGCCGAGCGUGAUCAAGCGCACGCUGACGACUAUGCAAAUCACCCAAUUCUUGAUCGGUGCGUCGUAUACUAUGUUGCACUCCUUCGUGUACUACACGAUCCCGGUCCAGGUCCCUACCACGCAGCCCGUGGCCUCAGUCUCCAGUGCUGUGGCUGCCGCUACCGAAGUAGUCAAGACCGGUGGCUUCCUCGACGGUCUCAAGCAGGCCGUCUUUGGUGCUGCCGGUGCUGUCGAAGCUGCCAAUGUCGCCGCUGUUGUUUCACCCGAAGCCGCUGCUCCUACCAACAGCAUUAUCUACGAGACACAAUACCAUACUACUCCUUGCAUCACGUCCGCUGGUCAGACCUUCGCAAUCUGGCUGAACAUCUUUUACCUUGCGCCUCUCACCUACCUGUUCGUUUCUUUCUUCAUCGCGAGCUACCUUAAGCGAAGCAAUGCCGAGACUCAGCGUAGCCGCGCUGAUAAGAAGACUGGUGGUGCUGACCGCCGUUUGAGCAAUGCCAUGAUGACCGCUGAGAAAGCCGGCUGGGACGCCGCCAAGGGUAUUGAGAGGGAGAUCUACAACCAAGGUGGCGAGAACGCUAUUAUCGAGGAGGAGGAUGUCGUUGUUGUUCCUGCCAAUGGAUCACCAGCCAAGGGUAAUACCAGGGCCCUGAGAAACCGGACCACCCACUCCCGCAAGGCCUAA